AGCGGACCAAAAGAAUGGCGAUAACAGUAGGAUUCGUCCCUGCGGCUUUCUGCCAACGAUCUGCGCUCGAGCUUAAGCCUCGCGAACAGGGUUGGAUCUGAAAUCCAGGCCUUAGUCUUCGGCGGCGAACGAGCUAGCAACCCGUCGUCGAGGGAAAAGAAGAUGGAGGGCCCCAGCGACUUCGAUGGCGGAGCUCCCAGGUGACGACGGCGGCACUUCAACUUCAGCAACAACCUCAAGCGGCGGACCUUCCUUCGAACGGAGAAACAACAGGGAUGGAUGGCGACCUCCACGGGCUUCAAUUCAACUGUGGAAGAUGGCGGCGUAGCUCCAGCGGCAAACAACCCACGAGCUCCAGAAUCAACGAACGACUCCCGAUGAAUCAGCGUGCAAAAGAACAACAACCCAGAUCCGGCGAAGUUUCCAAAGCUUCUAUCAGCGGCGUACGGCGGUGUGCGGCGGUGGACGCCGGCGGCAGACGGCGGAAUCCGGCGAACUCGAUGGCGACAGCAACCCUAGUCUCUGACACCACUGUUGAGGAUCGAUUCUGUCGCCGUAUUCUGGCUCAGGCAAUCCGGAGCUCGGUUUCCAAUCGUCUCUUGUGCACUCCUAAGCUAAGGGAGCAACUUCCCUAGAUAGCCACGCCUACACUCACACUUCUAGCCUCACAAAGAAGAAGAAGGAAUGCUGUCUCACCAGAACUACCUCUCGGCCAGGGAGGAAACAAGGUUCAACUAAUGAAACUGGCUUACUCUACAAGGGUGCAGACUUGUUGGAAUAGUCCAACAUUUCUAUUGUAUUAUUUCCCUAUUGUCAGUCCAUCCAUGUCAUUGGGCUAAUAUGCCAAAACCUCCUCUGUAUACGUAUGGGCAGACAUGCACCCUUGCAAAGUAAGCCAGUUUCAUUAGUUGAACCUUGUUUCCUCCCUGGCCGAGAGAUAGUUCUGGUGAGGCAGCAUUCCUUCUUCUUCUUCUUCUUUGUGAGGCUAGAAGUGUGAGUGUAGGCGUGGCUAUCUAGGGAAGUUGCUCCCUUAGCUUAGGAGUGCACAAGAGACGAUCGAAAACUGAGCUCCGGACUGCCUGAGCCGGAAUACGGUGACGGAAUCGAUCCUCAACAGAAAUUAAUACUCUGUAUUUUAAUUUACAUGGUAAUCGGUAGAGAAAUAUAUAUAUAUUAAUAAAUGGGGUAAUAAAUUCCACAUGGACUCCUAAAUUGUGUUUUGAGACUUUAUACGUUGGAGGCCGGGUUCUUUCUUAUUCCUAUGUCUACUCACUCCACUAUAUCAAGAGAGCCUUUUACUUAUUUGACAUUUGGCACAAUUUAUUGAGACUAGAGACUAGUGCAUUAUGGAUGCUCUUAAGUAUUUGAUAAAUGUCGAUUGAAGAUGCUAAAUGCC
Molecule: messenger RNA, 1396 nt
Organism: Cuscuta epithymum
Lineage: Eukaryota; Viridiplantae; Streptophyta; Magnoliopsida; Solanales; Convolvulaceae
Source: the annotation of a GenBank genome assembly